Messenger RNA from Pieris macdunnoughi, 210 nucleotides. The record is from the annotation of a GenBank genome assembly. Lineage: Eukaryota; Metazoa; Arthropoda; Insecta; Lepidoptera; Pieridae.
AUGGAUAAGUACACCCACUGUGACAAAGCUGUAGACAGCAUGUUAUAUAAGCCAGUUCGCGUCUCGAGGCGCGGCGCAGUCGCAGCAUCGAAACCGCGUCGAACCGGAGAUAUGCGAAUGGGAGAGUUAGUUGGGAUAAGUUCUAAACAGAAGAUGCCUCAGAGCGCUAUGCAAAGCGUAUACUACCGGCGACGAUGUGCGCGAGACUGA